Molecule: messenger RNA, 6186 nt
Organism: Xenopus laevis (African clawed frog)
Lineage: Eukaryota; Metazoa; Chordata; Amphibia; Anura; Pipidae
Gene: kif14.L
Product: kinesin family member 14 L homeolog
Exons: 30
Coding region: 232-5028 (1598 amino acids)
Biological process (GO): negative regulation of apoptotic process; microtubule-based movement
Cellular component (GO): nucleus; midbody; spindle
Molecular function (GO): microtubule motor activity; cytoskeletal motor activity; microtubule binding
Source: RefSeq, a predicted model, not a curated record
CUGUGUAACGCUGAAUGUUGCCAACUCGCCACGCCUACAAGGCGGAUACGUGAUGCGUCAUUGCGGUGACGUGUAGUUGUGACGCCAGUCUCGCGUGAUGAGACUUCUGGCGGGAUAUUUUGAAAGACGGGAAGAUGCAGUUAACAGCUUUGCGGGAGCUGAACGGACUCCUUUCAAGUGUAUGUCAUUUUCCACCGUUUCAUCACCUCAUGGUUUAGAACUUGCCUUAAAAUGUCUUCUGAAAGAACAUCAACCAGACCCGAUGGGGUUCUGUCUGCUCAGAAAAGGACCCAUUCUAAACCAAAUGCUGUAAAUAAUAUUUUUGGGAGCCCUGUCAAGAGGGGACCUUUUGCAGAUGGUAUCAGGGAAAAGCAGAUAAAAUUACUAGCCUCUAAUAAGACUAAAGAUGUAAACACAACGUAUGUAAUAUCUGCAUGUAAAAAUUUGGAGUCCUCUUUGAAAACAUCAAGGCCUGAAUCUAAAUUUGUGCUUCAGAGAAGAGAAAUGAGCAGUAAAGGAUCUUCUCAUAUGGAGAAAGGUCCAGAGGCAAAUAAUAUACAGGAUAAUACUGACAGACGUCUGACUUUACAGAGGCGACUGAGAACUGGUUCAGCUGAAAAUGCUCGGCCAGACAGAAUCACAGAGGAAGAACUACAGCACUGCCAUCCAACAGAAAAUCUGAAUUCAACACCUGGCCUUCUAGCCGGACCUUCAAAGUUUACAUCAAGCAAAGAUAUACAUACUGAAAUGGAGAACAAUGUUUUUGAUGGUGUUCGUGACAAAAUUUCUUAUCAAAAAUCUGAAUUAAGCAGUGCAGAAGCUCUGAAUACUCAGGAGAAGUGGAGAUCAAAGGAGACGCAUAAGGCACAGCCUAUGGUUGGAUCUAUAGGUAUAAAAGCAAAUGAUAAAGGAAGCAGUUUGGGCAAAUCAGGGCAAGAAAAGAAGACUCCUGUAACAAAAAAGAAUUGUCUUGAUCAGCAGAGGAUGCCACAGCUUGGUGCCUCCAAUUUGUCCAGGUCUUCUUCAUUACGCAAUACUAGGAGUCCACAGGUCACACCUAAACGUAUAGUUGGCACUCUGCCAGCUUCCCAAAUGAAAAACUCAAGUACUGCAGGUUCUUUAUAUUCAGGGCGCACUGAGAAGUCAGCAGAGGUGUGCUUAUCCUAUGAUGAAAGUCAGCUGAAAGAUGAGACUGCUGUCAUAAACUUCAACCUAGGAGACGAACCCUUAAAGGCAGAGAACAGUGCCGUUACAGUUGCUGUUAGAGUCAGACCUUUUAGUAAAAGAGAAGUAAAUGAGAAGACGGUUCAAGUGGUGUUUAUGAAUGGCCAAGAAACUACUGUUCAGCACCCAGACUCCAAGCAGAACUACAGCUUUUGUUAUGACUUCUCUUUUUGGUCCUUCGAAAAAUCUCAUCCUGGUUUUGUGGGCCAGGGUUUAAUGUAUGAGAAGCUGGCUGUCCCUUUAUUAGAGUGGUCUCUCUUGGGUUACAACACCUGCCUGUUUGCUUAUGGCCAAACAGGCUCAGGAAAAUCAUAUACUAUGAUGGGUUUUGAUGGAGAACCAGGAAUAAUUCCAAGGUUCUGUUCAGAUCUUUUCUCCAGGAUUCAGGCAACAAUGCAACAAAAGCUCUCCUUCCAUCUGGAAAUGAGUUACUUUGAGGUGUACAAUGAAAAAAUACAUGAUUUGCUGAUCUUCAAAGCAGAGAAUGGACAGAAGAAGCAACCGCUUAAAGUGAGGGAGCAUCCUGUGUCAGGGCCAUAUGUUGAAGACCUUUCUAUGAAUGUUGUGUCUUCCUUUCAAGAUAUACAGAGCUGGUUGGAGUUGGGAAACAAGCAAAGAGCGACAGCUGCUACAGGAAUGAAUGAUAAAAGCUCCAGAUCUCAUUCUGUAUUCACUCUUGUCAUGACCCAGACCAAGACAGAGUAUGUGGAUGGACAGGAGCAUGAUCAUCGAAGAACAAGCCGGAUAAACCUUGUGGACUUGGCUGGGAGUGAGAGAUGCUCAACAGCACAGACCAGUGGAGAGAGACUAAAGGAGGGAGUGAGCAUCAAUAAGUCUCUGCUGACUUUGGGAAAAGUGAUCUCUGCUCUUUCAGAAAACUCACAGACACGCAAAAAGACUUUUAUUCCUUAUCGGGAAUCUGUCCUGACCUGGCUGCUGAAGGAGAGUCUUGGAGGAAAUUCCAAAACAGCAAUGAUUGCUACUAUUAGUCCUGCUGCCACUAAUGUGGAGGAGACAUUAAGCACUCUGCGCUAUGCCAAACAGGCUCGUCUUAUUAUUAAUGUUGCCAAGGUUAAUGAAGACAUAAAUGCUAAAAUAAUAAGAGAACUAAAAUCAGAAAUUGAGAAAAUGAGGGCAUCCCAACGCUCUGCUAAAAACAAAGACUCUGAGAAAUACAGACAAUGCCAGCACGAAGUAACAUCAUUAAAACUUAAACUGAGCCAGCAAGAGAGGGAAAUGUGUGAACUAAGGAGGGCAUGGCGGGACAAACUUGAACAGGCAGAACAGAGGAAAAAAGUGGAAAUGCAGGAACUCCAGAAAGCAGGAAUCACAUUCAAGAUGGACAAUCGUUUACCAAAUCUUGUUAAUCUAAAUGAAGAUCCUCAACUCUCAGAGAUGCUCCUGUACAUGAUAAAACAAGGACAGACCACAGUGGGCAAAUACAAAGCUGGCUCAUCCCAUGACAUUCAACUUUCAGGAGCUCUCAUAGCAGAAAAUCACUGCAUUAUCACCAACAAUGAAAACAUUGUGUGUAUAAUACCUUCUGGAGAUGCUAAAACAUAUGUCAAUGGAAACCAGAUUUCAGGAUCGACCAUUCUACACCAUGGUGAUCGCUUGAUACUGGGAGGACAUCAUUACUUCAGGGUUAACCAUCCCAUGGAGGUCAACAGGCUAAAUACAACAACUCAAGUCUCUGAUGGACCUAAAGACUUUGAGUUUGCCAAAAAUGAGCUCCUUUCAGCCCAGCGUUCUCAGCUAGCGGAAGAGAUUGAAGAGGCUCGUCUAAGAGCCAAGGAGGAAAUGAUGAAAGGUAUACAGAUUGCCAAAGAGAUGGCCCAGCAGGAACUCACUUUUCAGAAAUCUGUCUAUGAAGAGAAGAUCAAGGAUUUGGAAGCACAGCUGAAGAAAGAGAGCCAAAAAAAACAGUUGCAGGAGAUGAACAGCAAGAGGGCAACUACACGAAUCCAGGAGCUGGAGGAGGUGAAAAUUCACCUUCAGCAGGAAGUUCAGUUUAACAAAAAGCGAUUAGAAAUGGAGACACUUGCAACAAAACAGGCUCUAGAAGAUCACACAGUUCGGCACGCCAAGAUCCUGCAAGCUCUGGAGGCAGAGAAGCAGAAAAUUGCUAAAGAAGUGCAGAUGCUUCAACAAGAUAGGAACACUCGGGCUGUACAACCAACUUGGAACAAUAUGAAGCUUUCUGUGAUGAUUCAGGAGGCCAACAGUAUCAGCAGCAAAUUAAAGAAGCACACAGUAUUUAGCAGGCAUGAUGUAACAGAUAAGGAAAAUCUGCCUACAAGUCCAGUACAAAUACAAGUGAAAAAUCUCAAGCUGGGAAUUGUGACGUACUGGAGCUUGGACAAGUUUGAAUACAAGUUGGCAGCUAUGAAAGAUUUGUAUGAGAACCAUGGGAGUACCAAGGACGAUGAUGUGUUUUAUGAUCCAGGAGAUGAAUGGGAGCCAGACUUGUCAAAUUCUUCAGUUUCCAAAUUUUCCCGGCGCAAAAGUUUAAUGAAGAAUAGGAGGAUUUCUGGGUGUUUGUAUGAAAUACGAGUCCAUCCAAUCCAGAGUUUACAGUCGGGACAUACGUCCGGUCUGAUGAACAAAUCCAGCAGCUUUCUGUCAUGUUCCAACAGUGUCACCUCAAAUCCCCCUGAUUCCCAUUUGCCCGGAAUCUGUAAGGAUUUAAUAGGUUCUGCCCUGGAUUAUUUGGGCCGGAGUCAUGUGGAUGAAAGUAGUAUGGCUGACAGCAUGAUCGACAGUAUGAAAAGAGUAUGUAUUGGGGUCCGAAGUGUGUCUCUGGCGUUUGAGCAACAAAAAGAUGACAGCACCGAUAUGUUGUUUGUGGUUAAUCGUGAGGCCCAGUCCCACAGUGUACAGCUGACAUCUGCUUUUCAGCAACUGGUUGUGCUAAACAAGCAUUGGCCCAGUCUUUUGCCAGAGAGUCAGGAAUUGAGUAAACCUGCUGAUAACUUGAGCCUUUACAUUAAAAAGCUUGGAGGGUAUCUUCAGUUGCUAUUACAGGGUUGCGCCUCAGAUAUAUCCUCUAUGGUUACAGAAGCAAAAGACAAGUCUUCUCACAUAGCAGAGCAAAUACUACAGAACAUUGGACAUCUGGCAGCACUCACAAAUACAGAAUUGCGUUUCCUAGAAGUGGAAUUAAAAGAUGAGAAGGGACUUGAGACAUCAUUUUCUCAUUCAGUUAGUGAAGGUCUGCGCACUGGGCUACAAUGCAUUGUGGAGUCCGUACUGAAAGCUGCACAUGAUAUACACACUCAAAUUCAGAGAAUCUUUGUUCGAGAACAGCAUCUUACAGAAAUCAAGAGGAAUAUAAUCAAAUUAACCACCUUCCUACAAAAAUGCUUGGCAGACUGUGUAAAGCUCAACUUCGACAUAUUGCUUAGAGAUUCAUCCUUCAGUAUCCGAAGAGACUUGACCAUUGGGCUCCGCAAUCUCAGAAGUACUUUGGAGAGACUCAGACUGGUUGUAGUUUCUGCACUGGAAGGUGCAGAUGCAGAGGUCCCCACUCUUCUCUCAUUAAUACAUGACACUGCUGAAUGUUCAUCUCAGAUAAACAGAAAUCUUCUUACUCUGUCACCUCAAGUUAUUGGUUUACAAGAGCUGGGAGAACUCACGCAGUCUCUGACGCAGAGCUUUUGCAGAGAGCAAGCGGAUGGGCCCAGCAUAAACAGAGAGCAAGUGGUUGGGCCCGGGACAGACAGAAAGCAAGGGAAUGAGCAUGCUCGGCUUUUACACACUUGGCAGCAUAAUACAUUUUCCCCCAGUGCUAUACAAUGGGUAUAAAAUUAGUUCUCCACAAGUUUCUGCAACUGCUUCAGUACAGUUAAAUCCCUCAGUUAGUUUAGGCUGAGACUUUGGGGGAGGCACAUUUUUAUGUUAUAUUGGUAAACCUCACUUGUAAAUAUGUAUACAAUUUAAUAUUUGACACCACAUUUUAAAAAUAUAUUUAUCUCAGAUGAGAACAGCUCUCUCUGGGGCUACAACUGCCACGUUUCUAAUGGCCUCAUUUAAUUAGGGAACUUUUGCCUUGUUUACAGAAAUAGGAUUAUUUUAAAUAACUAAACUAAGGAAGAAAGUAACACUCCUGCCAUUUAAGUAGCCCUUGUCUGGCUUCUUGAUAUCACUGCACUUCAGAUGAUCUGCUGACAGAAAACAGAGACUCAUGCGAAUGAUGCAACGGGAUUCACCCUAUUUAGCAUUUACAGUAACAACAGAACUCUUUUGGGUCCCUAGCCUCCCUUUGCUAGGUAUGAUGUGGCUGUGUACUACAGGCUACAAGUAUGUGUAUAUGGAACUGUCCCAUGUUUAGCUUAGUGUGGCUUCCAUCAACUCUAUAAUAUGUGAGUGAAGAACUGUCACAGCUGUUAAACUAGAAGUCCUUGUAUCUACCUAGUUAUAGAAAAGCAACGGGCAGUGUUCAAGGGUCUAGUCAUUGGUGCCGCCAUAGCUUCGGUCUUAAAAUAUUUUAGCUUAAGCUUUAUGCUAAAGAGUUCGGGGUGUUUUAGCAGCAGCUAGCAAUGAACAAUAUAGAAUGAGGCAUGCAAGGGUCUGAAUCAGAGUUCAUUAUCAUUGGGAUAGCUGCAUCAGGGAAACUCUGCCUCUUCUAAUGUUGGCUUGGAACAGCAUUUAUAUGUACAGCCUAUCAGCGUGUGUUGGAACAUUGCUUAUUUAGUGUUAAUCAUGAAUAUUUUCUAUAAUAUAUUAAAUACUGAAUUGGAACUCCACAUCAGUGUUGAUUAAAUGUGCACACUAUGUCACUGAAACAUCAAAUGCGCUAUAAUGUGUACCAGGGCUGUCCUAUUCAUGGACUUCUUGCUGCCGUUCAACUGUAACACUCAGCAUCUACCAUCUUGUGGUGGUAGUGCAGAGAGUUGUAGCUGGACAGCAGCUGGAGUGUCGCGGGCUUGUCCUAAUUUAAUAAAACGUUUAUAUGGCACCAAA